AUGAGUCAUGUCCAUUCCCCACUUUAUUUAGUGCUGAGUCGGAUGAGUGUCGACGACAAGCCGAAAUCGUCAUCAUCAUCAUCAUUUGGAGCUGGAACAGGUCGCGUUCCUGAAGUGAAAGAGACGACGGUGACCACGAUGGUGGACGACGGAUCGGCUCAAGACGAGUCAGUGAAAGUCGUCAAAUUCAACUACAUGUGGACAAUCAAUAAUUUUUCAUUUUGUCGGGAAGAAAUGGGAGAGGUGCUCAAAUCAUCAACGUUUUCGGCAGGCGCUAGUGACAAGCUAAAAUGGUGUCUGCGGAUAAAUCCAAAAGGACUGGAUGAAGAAUCAAGGGAUUAUUUGUCGCUUUACCUGUUACUCGUGCAAUGUGCCAAGAGUGAAGUGCGCCAAAUUUUCAAAAAAGUUUUCUCAUACUAA
Messenger RNA from Cooperia oncophora, 420 nucleotides. The record is from the annotation of a GenBank genome assembly. NCBI's taxonomy places the organism in Eukaryota, Metazoa, Nematoda, Chromadorea, Rhabditida, Trichostrongylidae.